Molecule: messenger RNA, 1101 nt
Organism: Drosophila busckii
Lineage: Eukaryota; Metazoa; Arthropoda; Insecta; Diptera; Drosophilidae
Gene: P32
Product: complement component 1 Q subcomponent-binding protein, mitochondrial
Exons: 2
Coding region: 98-883 (261 amino acids)
Biological process (GO): cytosolic ribosome assembly
Cellular component (GO): mitochondrial matrix
Source: RefSeq, a predicted model, not a curated record
UGCCCUCAUCCCAAUUACGCUUUCAAGUUGCAACACAUUUUCCGUUUCCAAUCUUUGUAGCAAGCCGCGUAUAAUACCUAAAGCAUUAUAUAACAAAAUGAACUCUCUAAAGACUGCAACAUUGCGUUUCGCCAAUUUGGCCACCGCUGCAACUGGAGCUUGCAAGCGUGAUUUUGCCCGCAGCUUGUGGCAUAUGACCAAGAAGCCGGCGGAGCUGACUGGUGACCAUGUUACUGUGUUGAAUGUGCACAAGCCCAGCCUUAAUUGCACCUGUGGCUGCAAUGUCCACACCAAAGGCGAGCGUGAGCUGGUAGAGUUCCUUGCUGAGGAGAUUAUUGCCGAGCGCAAGGUGCAGAAGGGCAAAACUGUGCCUACCACCUUGGAGGGCUUCAGCGUACAGCUUACCGGCGCCGAGGUGGAACUAGUCAAGCAGUCAGACAAAGAAAAGGUAGUCAUUACCUUCAACGUCAAUCACACUGUUGACAGCGAGGAUGAGCCAGAGAUUAAUCCCAAUGCUGACAAGCCAGAGAUGGGUGAAAUGCGCAGCAAGCCCCAGUUCGAGGUGGACGUUAUUAGAGGCAACUCAACGCUGUCUUUCACCUGCUCCUAUCUGGAGGGUGAGGCGCAGGAGGGAGAGUACAAUGAUGUUUUCUCCAUUGAUGAAAUGUGCAUCUACGAAGGAGAAUGGCACGAUAAAAUCUAUGCUGUUGCCGGCGAUGUUCUCGAUGGGUACUUGUACGAUCUGCUGAUGAAUCUGCUAGAGGAGAAGGGAAUCAGCAAUGUGUUUGUCGAGAAACUCUCUGAUCUGGCCACCGCUCACGAGCACACAUCUUACAUUGGCUUGCUGGAAAAGCUAUCCAAGUUCUCUACCAACGCCAAGUAAAAGCGUCUUUUGCUUAUUUCUAAUUUUAAGGCAAAAGUUGUGUAGGUUUCUAAGUUAUAUUUUAUGGCAUUUGUAAACCAAGAGCAAUUUAUUAUUAUAUGUGCUUUUGGUCGCAUCAACAUAGUUAUUAAGCCAUAAGAUUGGCAGUGCAACGUGUAGCAUAUGCAAGUUUGUCAUUCAGCGUGGUAUAUGUUGGAAAUUUAAAUACAAACACAUUU